CGCGGCCGUUCCGGGCGGUGCGGGAGCCAUGGGGGUGACGCGGCAGAAACACGCCAAGAAGAUCAUGGGCUUCUACAAGCACAGCUUCCAGUUCCGCGAGCCCUUCCAGGUGCUGCUGGACGGCACCUUCUGCCAGGCCGCGCUCCGCAACAAGAUCCAGAUCCGGGAGCAGCUGCCCGGGUACCUGGGCGGCGCCGCUCAGCUCUGCACCACGCGAUGUGUUAUAAAAGAACUGGAAUCAUUGGGGAAAGCACUGUAUGGAGCAAAAUUAAUUGCCCAGAGAUUUGAAGUUCGAAAGUGUUCUCACCACAAAGAUCCUGUGAGUGGUUCCACCUGUUUACUUUCCAUGAUUGAAGACGGCAACCCUCAUCACUUCUUUAUUGCUACACAGGACCAGGACUUAUCAAACAAAGUGAAAAAGAAGCCUGGUGUUCCUCUCCUCUUUAUUAUUCAGAACACGAUGGUGUUAGACAAACCUUCUCCUAAAUCUUUGGCAUUUGUUCAAAAGUUGCAGACAAACCAGCUUGUUCCAGAGUACCAAAAACAAAGUAUUGUGGAGCUUAAAGAAAAAGAAGGACUAGCAAAGCAAGAAGGUGAAAAGAGGAGAAAACGCAAAAGGGCAGGUGGCCCCAAUCCGCUCAGCUGUCUGAAGAAAAAAAAGAAGAAAACACAGGAGGAUCAAGAACCUUCUGCUCAAAAGAAGAAAAGAAGAAAAAGAAAGCGAAAUAGAGUUAAAGCAGAAGCCGUGCCGGCAGUGCAGAAGAAUGAAGGAGAAUAAGCCCAUCUAUGUAAACAACACAGGGCUUGAACACGGUUUGAACUUUGCAAAAAGAAAGAUUAUUAUGCAGUCACGUGAAAUUGAGUUGUUAAUAUUAAAACUUACUUUUUUUAGGUGGUCUGCUUGUUACUGUAUCUUACAAUUUGCGGGAUUGUCCUAAUAAUUUGUUCUGUUAUUUAGUAAUUGGGUUUGUGACAAAAUAUUGAGGAACCCUCAUGUUUCAUUAUUCUCUCCAGCAUCUUGGUUCCUGUCAGAAUUCACAUGAUAUGUAGCAAUUCUUUAGAAAUGCUUCUUGGCUUCCAUAUGGAUUUUGGUGGGACAUUAGACUUCUUUCUAAAUCAAGGUUGCUAUUCUUAUUAAGACUAGUUUUGACAAUUAGUCUGUUAGAUAAUAUGAAAUUGACCUAAAAUAACACUUAUUUAUCCUUAUUGUUUGAAUACAAAAGUUAACUCUUGCAAAGUGACCAGGCGCCUUCAGAAGUCACAUCCAGACUGAAUUACUCUGUAAAUGCCAUGUGGACCUAUAUGUCUGUUGUUCUUGAUCUUCAUUUAUUAAGAAGAUCACAGAGGUGCAAUUGUGUUGAUAUUUCUGAAAAUAUAAUGGCAUCUCUGGUC
Myiozetetes cayanensis is the source of this 1392-nucleotide messenger RNA. RefSeq names its product UTP23 small subunit processome component (gene UTP23). The transcript has 3 exons. Gene Ontology annotation, cellular component: small-subunit processome; nucleolus. The coding region runs from base 29 to 778 and encodes 249 amino acids. Gene Ontology annotation, molecular function: small ribosomal subunit rRNA binding. NCBI's taxonomy places the organism in Eukaryota, Metazoa, Chordata, Aves, Passeriformes, Tyrannidae. The record is from RefSeq and is a predicted model, not a curated record.